CAGUUGGAUGUGAAGGAGGAUACGAGCACUAAUAAGGAUUCAAAAGUGCAGUGUGAUGAAGAGGAGAUGAAGAUGCAUCAGUUGAACAUUCGAGUGCGAGAGGUCUUCGCCAACCGCUUCACGCAGAUGUUCUCUGACUAUGAGGUGUUCGUCAUUCAGCCCAGCCAAGACAAAGAGUCCUGGUUUAGCAACCGAGACCAGAUGCAGAACUUUGACAAGGCCUCCUUCCUGUCGGAUCAGCCGGAGCCUUACCUGCCGUUCCUCUCCCAUUUCCUGGAGACGCAGAUGUUUGCCUCUUUCAUCGACAGUAAGAUCCUGUGCCACGAUGACGAGGACAAAGAGCACAUACUGAGAGUAUUUGAUUCCCGUGUUGACAAGAUCCGCAUGCUAAAUGUCAGGACACCCACGCUGCGGACCUCCAUGUACCAGAAAUGCACCAAUAUUGAUGAAGCAGAAAAGGCCAUUGAGAUGAGGCUGUGUAAGAUCGACCACACGGCUCUGCAUCCCCACCUGCUGGACAUGAAGAUCGGUCAGGGCCGCUAUGAGCCGGGCUUUUUCCCCCGCUUACAGUCCGAUGUUCUCUCCACUGGACCCACCAGCAACAAAUGGGCGAAGCGCAGUGCACCAGCACAAUGGCGGAGGAAGGACAGACAGAAACAACACGCUGAACAUCUCUAUUUGGACAAUGACCAGAGAGAGCAUGUGGAGUGUCUGUUUUCUGAGCUUCAGCUUCUGCUGGCUCUGGACUACUACUGGUUCUCGCAGUCCUUCAGGCCCUGUCUAAAGUCCGUCAAGGUGGAUGUGGUAUGUGCUAGAUUGAUACCAUACCAUUUGGUCAUCAUUCCCAGCAAGAAACUAGGUGGCUCCAUGUUUACAGCCAACCCCUGGGUGUGCGUCUCAGGGGAGCUAGCUGAGACAGGGGUUCUGCAGGUCCCCAAAAACACCCUGGAGAUUACGUUUGAGUGCCAGAAUCUGGGGAAGCUGACCACAGUACAGAUGGGCCAUGAUAACUCAGGACUGUAUGCUAAGUGGCUAGUGGAGUGUGUAAUGGUCCGCAACGGGAUCACAGGGCACACCUACAAGUUUCCAUGCGGCCGUUGGCUCGGGAAAGGAGUAGAUGAUGGCAGCUUGGAGAGGAUACUGGUGGGCGAAUUGGUGACUAACAUGGAGAAUGAGGACAGAAUGUGCCGGACUCCUCCAAUGCAGCAAUCCCCUGGGAUGAUGCGAAGAUUUGUCACCAUUUCGCCAAACAGCAAGCCAAAGUUAAACACGGGCCAGAUCCAGGAAGGGGUGGGAGAGGCCAUUAACGGUAUCGUCAAACACUUCCAUAAGCCAGAAAAAGAGAGAGGAAGCCUCACAUUGCUUCUGUGUGGAGAGUAUGGUUUAGUAUGGGCUCUUGAGCAGGUGUUUCAGCAUGGCUUCAAGUCACCACGCCUUUUCAAGAAUGUCUUCAUUUGGGACUUUUUAGAAAAGGCGCAGGUCUACUUUGAGAGUACGGAACAGAGUCAGAUAACCCAGGAUGAGAACUGGCACAUGAGGGUGCGUCAUUUCUGCCAUUUCAUGCGUGCCAUCAACAGCACAACCAGAAACAUCGGCAAAGACGGGAAGUUCCAGAUGCUUGUGUGUCUCGGAGCCAGAGAUCACCUGCUGCACCACUGGAUUGCGCUUCUUGCCGAGUGUCCAAUCACAGCACAGAUGUACGAGGACAUGGCGCUCUUAAAGGACCAUUCUCUGGUGAACUCUCUGAUUCGAGUGCUACAGACUCUGCAGGAAUUCAAUAUCACUCUGGAGGCCUCUCUCGUCAAAGGGAUCGGGAUAUAACGCCGUCUGAAUAUAGAACUAACACAGAUCAGCGGGACCAUGGACUAACUUUUUUUUACAUGGAGAGACUUGAACAAAAGGACUAAACCUGGCUUACGUUAAAGAUUCUGUCAUGUUU
Sinocyclocheilus grahami is the source of this 1939-nucleotide messenger RNA. Its product is annotated as DENN domain-containing protein 5A-like. Gene Ontology annotation, molecular function: small GTPase binding; guanyl-nucleotide exchange factor activity. The record is from RefSeq and is a predicted model, not a curated record. Gene Ontology annotation, biological process: retrograde transport, endosome to Golgi. The transcript is spliced from 12 exons. Gene Ontology annotation, cellular component: trans-Golgi network. NCBI's taxonomy places the organism in Eukaryota, Metazoa, Chordata, Actinopteri, Cypriniformes, Cyprinidae. The annotation marks the transcript as partial.